This is a messenger RNA of Emys orbicularis (European pond turtle), 1950 nucleotides long. RefSeq names its product NUT midline carcinoma family member 1 (gene NUTM1). The transcript has 7 exons. Lineage: Eukaryota; Metazoa; Chordata; Testudines; Emydidae. The record is from RefSeq and is a predicted model, not a curated record. The coding region runs from base 1 to 1950 and encodes 649 amino acids.
AUGACCUCCCAGCCCCUCCAGGGACCCCCGCUGCCCCCUCUCCUGCUGCCUAGCUUCCCUGGUGCUGCCCUGCUCCUGACCUCACCCGACGUCCCCGGGGGCAAGCUCAUUGUCAAGCUGAAGCCGGAGGGGGCCCAGGAGCCGCCCCGGGCACAGACCAUCAUCCUGACGGGGGCGCCAGCGGGCUGGCCCCCCCUGCGGCGGGACGGGGCCCCUGUCCGGCUCCAGCUGGCUGCCGGGAUAAGGACCGUCCUGCUGAGCAAAGCCAGGGAGGAACCAGGGCCCAGGGAAACCCCUCCAGCCCGGGCACCCCCCACCAGCGACCCCUCCGCCUCCUGCACCUCCAAGGGUGUCUACGAAAACUAUCGGCGCUGGCAGCGCUACAAAGCCCUGGCUAGACGGCACUUCCCGGGCACGCCCGACGCCGAGGCGCUGGCCUGCUUCUUCAUCCCCGUCUUGCGGUCGCUGACCCGCCUGCGCCCCGAGCUGGCUCUGGAGGAGGGGGUGCCACGUGCCGUGCAGGAAUGGGAGCGCAGCAGCAACUUCGAGCGCAUGAUCUUCUACGAGAUGGCUGAGAAGUUCAUGGAGUUCGAGGCCGAAGAGGAGCUGCAGAUCCAGAAAAUGAAGCUCCUGAGUAGCUCCCAAUUCCAGCCCCCACCCACCGACCCUCCCAAGCUUCCCGGCCCACCAGCCCUCGAUGCUGGCCAGCAGCAAGUGUACAUCCCCAAAAAGGCAGCAUCCAAGGGGCGCCAGCCCAGGCGCCGUCAGCGCCGCCUGCCCGGCCCGGUGGCCCCAGGGGAGCCACGGGAGAUCCCGCCUGAAGCCGUGCGGCAGUACGCUGAGAUCAUGGAGGGGCUGCGGCCCAGCUGGGAGGAGGAGGCCGGCGGGCGCGGCGAGCCCCAGAGCCAGGCACAGGGGACACUCCCAGACCCCGCACUACUGCAGUACGUCGAGCAGCUCUGUGAGGACGAGAGCUUCGUCUGCAAGGUGGAAGCCGUGAUCCACCCCCAGUUCCUGGCCCAGCUGCUCUCUCCAGAGAAGAGACGCGACCCCCUGGAUCUCAGCGAGGAGCUGGAGCAAGAGCUGGGACUCACCCCAAGCCAGCUGGUUGAGAAACGUCUCCUAGCCCUCUCAGAGGAUGAGCUCAGCCCCCCAGCAUGCCCAGGCCCCCAUUCGGACUCCACCCCCUCCCAGUCCGAAGAGGAGGAUGAAGGCAGCAGCCAAAAGGGACCGGCCAGCCGUCGGCAGGCCAUGAGCGGAGCCUCACCCCCCAGGGGCAGCGGGGCCAAGGGCGGGGCUCUGGGUGGCCUGAAGGGACCUACUCAGGCCCGGGCAGCUUCAGAGGCUGAGUCCAGUUGCCGAGCAGAGCCAGAAUGGAGAUUUGCAAUAGAGAUGGGGUCAAGACAGCCUCACCUCCAAGAUGGUGGCAACAGUGAAGGCAAUGGAGUCAAAACCAUGGCCGGACCUGGAGAUCCAGAACAAUGUGAGGCAGGAGCUACCAGGGGCUGUGGCAAUGGGACCAGUUCAAGGGAUGAUGGAAAGGAGGCGGGAGAGGCCAGUUCAGCCAUGGGCGAUGGCCCUUCCAAGAUGGCCACAAUUGCCAGCUCAGAAUUUCCCCCGGGGGGCAUGGAGGAUGCUGGGAAACAUGAUGAUGAUGAGGAAGAUGAUGAAGAACUGUCCAUUUUUUCCUCUCUGCUGGCAUCGAAACUCCAUCUCUCCAGUCCCGAGGAACCUGUUGGCUCUGUCCCUGCCCUGAGGGACCGAGUGGGGCCCCACAGCAGAGCCCUCUCCCCGACUUGGGAGACAGUGAGAUGGGAUCCCAUGAGGAGACGCUCCACACGGCUGUGCCCAGAUGGGUCACAUGCCAUGGACACUGGCGUUCGGCUCAGCCAUAAGAGGAGGAGCAACAAUAUGGCCGCCAGGAGGAGCAAGCGCCUGCGCAGCCAAUGA